CCUCAUCUCAUUGACUCAACAAAUCGCUUACUACCGAUGGUAAACCCCUGAGACGACCAGGACAGGACAUUUGGAUGAUUGCGUCUCGCACGAAUCCGGGCGUAGACUGAGUCGCUACUACACUCCCCGUCUCUCAAGACACCGCCAAAAUGGCGCUCUCACGACAUCACCACGCCAUCUCCAAGCCCAUGAAUGUGGAGCAAAUCGUCGGCAUGGCCGAAGACUUCGAGUUCAGCACCAACCGGCCUCUCAAAAGCUGGCUGCGAGCGGGCCAGAUGCUGCUCACCGAAGCGGCCAUUUGCGAGCGGGAUGGCGACUUGCAGAUGGCGUAUCUGUACUUAUAUCGACAUGCUAUGCUUAUCCUCAGCAAAUUACCCUCGCAUCAUGACUUGGAUGAUCCCCGAUUCAAAGCUGACAUCUCUGCGGCGCAAAAGACCGUAGCGAGGAAUCUGUCGAAACUCGAACAGUGGAAACCGCGGAUUAAUCGGGACUAUGAUCGUUACGUUGCGGCCAUGGAACGGCGGAAUGCUGAGCGACAGAGUACGAGAGACUCGCGUGGGAGGAGGGACGAACGGCGAGGGAGCUAUGACGAUUCCCGUCGGGGCUCACUCGACUCGGAGUACGGUGGGUACGAAGACUCCGCGCGGACGUUGAAUGCCGGAGAGAACCGGCAGUUGGCUGUCGAUCUGGCGCACCAGGAGCUGCGACGCAGAGAUGCUACUCGGCAGUCGAGUCGGCAGGCCGGUAUAUCGCCGGACACGAUUGCUGCGCGGCGAAGAGGAAUUGUCGUCGACUAUGAUGGCGAUGUCGAGUCUGUUGGGUCGGCGGCGGACCAGCGUGGAGAUGGAGUGCGAGACGCUGGGCGGUACCUGCACUCAUUGCCCUCGCAAAGGUCCUCGCAGGCAGAUGAUCGUCGAACGUCCAAGUCUACCUACAACUACCCGACCGUUCCUGCGAGGGAAGAGUCCAUGGAUUGGCCCUUGCCAGCCACCGGUCUCAAAUCGCCCACAACAAGCAUCCCACCCGCACGUCCGGACAAAGAAUCACUCGACCGCAGCUCCCGCACAACAGACACUGCACCUCCCCGCCCCCCACCCAAAUCAAGAGACUCCCUCCCUCCCCCAACACCACAAUCCCCACACUCCAAAUACACCUUCAAACCGACCGCCUUUACCGAAUCCGGCACCCCGCUCCGCCCCGUCUUCCUCCCCCCCGACCUGCGCAAAGCCUUCCUCAACCACGCACACCCCAACACCUCCCGCAACCUGGAAACAUGCGGCAUCCUGUGCGGCACGCUGAUCUCCAACGCCCUCUUCAUCAGCCACCUCAUCAUCCCCGACCAAACCAGCACGUCCGACACGUGCGACACGACGGAGGAGGGCGACAACGCGCUCUUCGACUACUGCGACGCCAACGAAUUGCUCGUCUGCGGCUGGAUCCAUACGCACCCGACGCAGACGUGCUUUCUUUCAUCGCCGGAUUUGCACACCAGUUCGGGGUACCAGAUCAUGCUGCCCGAGGCGAUCGCGAUUGUGUGUGCGCCGCGGCAUACGCCCGAUUGGGGUGUGUUUCGCUUGACGGAUCCGCCGGGGUUGAGCCAUGUGUUGAAUUGCCAGCAGCGGAGCUUGUUCCAUCCGCACUCCGAGACGAAUCUCUACACCGAUGCCGUGAAGCCUGGGCAUGUGGUGGAGGGGCCCGGGUUGAAAUUUGAGCUGGUCGAUUUACGAAAGUCAUGAGGAUGGAGUGAGAAAGAAAGAUAGAGCAAUAGAGAGAAAGCUGACGGUCGUGCUGCAAAUGCUACA
Molecule: messenger RNA, 1802 nt
Organism: Neohortaea acidophila
Lineage: Eukaryota; Fungi; Ascomycota; Dothideomycetes; Mycosphaerellales; Teratosphaeriaceae
Exons: 1
Coding region: 150-1736 (528 amino acids)
Biological process (GO): protein K63-linked deubiquitination
Cellular component (GO): endosome; membrane
Molecular function (GO): protein binding; metal-dependent deubiquitinase activity; K63-linked deubiquitinase activity
Source: RefSeq, a predicted model, not a curated record